CAGAGGUGUCUAUGGGGCCCUACUGGGCCUGCAGUGCCCUACAGCCCCACCAGGCGUCAGCGCCGCCCUGGCAGCCACUCUGAUACGUCUUGGGCAGCGCUCUAUGAUCUCCACAGGUUCCUGAGCCAUGGACAGCCCCCUGGACCUCUCCCCACUGCUGCCAGCCCCCCGGCUCCAGGCCCUAGCCCAGGCCUGGCUGGAGGAGGACGCCCCGGGCCCUGACUACGCUGCCCUGGCCGUGGGGCGGGCGCCGUGCCGGGCCCAGCUGCUCUGCAAGUCACCGGGCGUCCUGGCAGGACUGCCCUUCGCUGAGGCGGUGUGGGCCGCCACAGGGUGCACGGUGGCCCGGCGGGUGGCCGAGGGGCAGCUGGUGGCCCCGGUGGCCGUGGUGGCCGAGGUGCAGGGCCCUGGGGCCGGGGUGCUGCUGGGCGAGCGGGCGGCCCUCAACUGCCUAGGCCGCUGCAGCGGGGUGGCCACGGCGGCCACCCGUGCUGUGGGGCGAGCCCGGGCUGCGGGGUGGCCAGGGACGGUGGCCGGGACGCGGAAGACGACGCCGGGCUUCCGGCUGGUGGAGAAGUACGGACUGCUGGUGGGGGGCGCCCACCCCCACCGCUAUGGCCUGGCCGACGCCAUCAUGCUCAAGGACAACCAUCUCCUGGCUGCUGGGGUCCCCCUGGCCCAGGUGGUGCGGGAGGCCCGGCGGGUGGCCGGCUUCGCCCUGCGGCUCGAGGUGGAAUGCGGCUCCGUGGCCGAAGCCAUGGAAGCGGCCGGCGCCGGCGCCGAUAUCGUCAUGCUGGACAACUUCGACCCGGAGGCACUGCAGGUGGCGGCGGCGGCGGUGAAGGCCGCCCACCCCAGGGUGACGGUGGAGGCCAGCGGCGGGAUCAGCGAGGCCAACCUGCCCCACUUCCUGGGGCCCCACGUGGAUGUCGUCUCCAUGGGAAGCCUCACCCAGGCCGCCCCGGCCCUCGACUUCUCCCUCCGCGUCCUCCCUGGGGACGGCGAUGGCCCCUGCUGAGCCCCGUCCCGUGGGGCUGAGAGGGGACCUCCCUCUCCAUUCUGGGGUCCCUGGGGAUGUCCCAGCCCUAUCUCAUGGAGAAGGGCCCCCAGGGCACCUGAGCCCUGUUCCCAGGGUCACUGGGUGAUGUCCCAGCCCCAUCCUGGGGUCCUUGGGGCUAUCCCUUGGGGAGGGACCCGCUGGGGACCCCAGAGGACCUCUAUCCCCAUCCUGGGGUCCCUGGGGAGGCCCUAUGGGGAAAGGGACUCCUGAUGACCCCAUCCUCCUCCCGGGUCCCCACCCCAGGCACCCAUCACCAAUAAACCC
Rhea pennata is the source of this 1324-nucleotide messenger RNA. It is a transcript of the gene QPRT, whose product is annotated as quinolinate phosphoribosyltransferase. The transcript is spliced from 3 exons. The record is from RefSeq and is a predicted model, not a curated record. Gene Ontology annotation, molecular function: nicotinate-nucleotide diphosphorylase (carboxylating) activity. The coding region runs from base 128 to 1018 and encodes 296 amino acids. Gene Ontology annotation, biological process: NAD+ biosynthetic process; quinolinate catabolic process. Lineage: Eukaryota; Metazoa; Chordata; Aves; Rheiformes; Rheidae. Gene Ontology annotation, cellular component: cytoplasm.